Molecule: messenger RNA, 1573 nt
Organism: Triticum dicoccoides
Lineage: Eukaryota; Viridiplantae; Streptophyta; Magnoliopsida; Poales; Poaceae
Product: probable protein phosphatase 2C 48
Exons: 4
Coding region: 414-1436 (340 amino acids)
Biological process (GO): protein dephosphorylation
Molecular function (GO): protein serine/threonine phosphatase activity
Source: RefSeq, a predicted model, not a curated record
CUCCCACCCAAGCUUUCACUUCACCCCCACCACAAUUCUCACGGUCUCGCCUCCCUUGCGCGCCCCUUCCCUUGUUCAUCGGUCGCCUCACCGCAGUCCAGCAAUCCUCGCUUGCUGUUUCUCCUUCCACACUUUCUUCCUUGGUGAAGUAGAAGUCGAGCCGGCCGAUCCUAUCCAGAUAUCCACUCCAAGCUCGUCUCUUCAAUCCAAAGCAAAACAAAGAUCCAGGAGAAACGGCCGAUCGGGACAUCUCCCAAGCUAAAGAAACCCUGCUUCCUUCUUAGCCUCUGCUCUGUUCUUGCCCGUGAACACCACGAGUACCAAGCACCGAGAAACUAAGAGAGGAAGGAGGAGGAGGAAGAAGGUUCUCUGUACUGAUCGAGAGCGGGGGGUUUUGAUCUUGGCUAGCGAGAAUGCGGCAGAUCUCGUCGAUGCUGCAGGGGCUGGCCCGCUCCAUGUCUCUGGGGAAGGAGAGGAAGGAGGCGGAGGAGCCGCAGGGGACGGUGCUGCGGUCGUCGGGGACGCUCUGGGGCGAGGGCUCCGAGACCUUCGCCGCGGUGUGCUCCCGCCGCGGCGAGAAGGGCACCAACCAGGACACCUCCAUCGUCUGGGAGGGAUACGGGUGCCAGGACGACACCAUCUUCUGCGGCGUCUUCGACGGGCACGGACAGUGGGGCCACUACGUCGCCAAGGCCGUCCGGGAGUCGCUGCCGCAGUCGCUUCUGUGCCACUGGCAGGAAGCCGUCGCGCUGACGUCCCUCAUCGACGGCGAGAAGAGGCUCAGCGACUGCCAGUUCGACCUCCUGAAGCAGUCCUACCUGGCCGCCGCCGCCGCCGUGGACGAGGAGCUCCGCCGAAGCCGGCGCCUCGACGCCGUCAACAGCGGCUGCACGGCUCUGUCCAUCGUCAAGCAGGGCGACCUGAUGGUGGUCGCCAACGUCGGCGACUCGCGGGCCGUCCUUGCGACCACGUCGGACGACGGGGACGUCACGGCCGUCCAGCUCACCGUCGACUUCAAGCCCGACUUACCCCAGGAGAAGGCGCGCAUCACGCAGUGCGAGGGCCGCGUGCACUGCCUCGACGACGAGCCCGGCGUGCACCGGGUGUGGGUGCCCCACCGGGAGGCGCCGGGGCUGGCCAUGUCGCGCGCGUUCGGCGACUACUGCGUCAAGGACUACGGCGUCAUCUCGGCGCCGGAGGUGACACAGAGGAGGAUCACCGCCCGGGACCAGUUCGUCAUCCUGGCCACCGACGGGGUCUGGGACGUGCUCUCCAACGAGGAGGCCGUGCGGAUCGUGGCGGCCACGCCGGACAGGGAGAAGGCGGCGAAGCGGCUCGUCGAGUGCGCCGUCCGCGGGUGGAGGCGCAAGCGGCGGGGCAUCGCCGUCGACGACUGCUCGGCGGUCUGCCUCUUCUUCCACACGCCGGCACCCUGAACAAGCUGCCCCUAGAGGCUAGACUGCGAUUGCAUUGCCGUCAGGACGAGGGGAAAGCAACCCGUCCACUUGCCGGUAGAUCAAUCGGUGCGCGGCGUCGCCGUCGGAGAGAGACUCGUUUCGGACCAGAAGGUGCA